This is a messenger RNA of Arabidopsis thaliana (thale cress), 1204 nucleotides long. Its product is annotated as Peptidyl-tRNA hydrolase family protein. Gene Ontology annotation, cellular component: chloroplast stroma. The transcript is spliced from 7 exons. Gene Ontology annotation, molecular function: hydrolase activity, acting on ester bonds; catalytic activity, acting on a nucleic acid; peptidyl-tRNA hydrolase activity. The coding region runs from base 344 to 1066 and encodes 240 amino acids. NCBI's taxonomy places the organism in Eukaryota, Viridiplantae, Streptophyta, Magnoliopsida, Brassicales, Brassicaceae. The record is from RefSeq and is marked reviewed.
GAAGAGGUAAGCUAUUUUCCUUCUCACUUAUCCUUCUUCUACUGAAAAUUUAUAACAUAAUAUAAACCACAAAUACAUUUUUGUGUAAUCCUUGUAGCUCAUUGCUAAUCUCUGAUUCUCCAGAAAUUUUGCUGAGUCCUCUGUUCGAUUACACUUCAAUUAUUUUUUAUCUGCGCUGUAUCUCUGUUAAUGGGUUUCAUUAAGUUUUGAUUCUCAGUUGUUAUAUGAUUUCGAAUUUCAUUAUAUCCUGAAAAGCUUUUAUCUUUAUGUAUAUUCCAAGUAUUGAAUCUCAAAGUUUCUAGUCAUUUCAAUUUCAAUAGGUCUUUGAAUCAACAACAGUUCCAUGUUGUGCCCAACGUAUACACCAAGUGUUUACCAUUUUCAAACGCAAAAGCCAGUUUUCCGGAAACAGAGGUUUCGGGUUUGUUCAUCUACUUCUGGUGGUGAGGAUGAUAGAUUCAAAGUAGAGUACACUCCUUGGCUUAUCGUUGGGUUGGGCAAUCCAGGAAACAAGUAUCAUGGAACAAGACACAAUGUUGGUUUCGAGAUGAUCGAUGUGUUGGCUAGAAAAGAAGGGGUGUUGAUGAACACUAUACAGUCCAAAGCUCUAAUCGGAAUAGGUGCUAUUGAAGAUGUACCUAUCUUGUUGGCUAAACCUCAGACUUAUAUGAACUUCAGCGGCGAAUCGGUUGGAUCUCUAGCUUCACACUAUCGAGUACCAUUGCGCCACAUUUUAAUGAUUUACGAUGAGAUGGCUUUACCAAAUGGGGUUUUGAGACUUCAACCGAAAGGAGGUCAAGGCUAUCACAACGGAGUGAAGAGUGUAAUGGGGCAUUUGGAUGGUCGUCGAAACUUUCCUCGUUUAAGCAUAGGCAUUGGUAAACCACCUGGAAACAUGGAUAUGAAAGCUUUUCUUCUUCAGAAGUUUAGUCCAUUGGAACAGAAACAGAUCGAGGAAGCACUCGAGCAAGGAAGUGAAGCAGUGAAGACUCUUGUGCUUAAUGGCUUCAAUCAAGGAAUUUCGAGAUUUAAUCUUGUGCAGAAAUAUAAAUUCCAUAAAGUAUAGACUCCGAUUUGCAAUAAAAGCAACCAUGUAGAGAUUGGUUUAGCACUUUCAUUUUAUCGUCUCAAGAGACACUCUUUCGUUACGAAGUGUAUGAAGUUUCUUAGAUUAAUAUAAUUCAGUCUCGAGAAACUAUCCCAA